AUGCCAAACCCACCACUCCAAGCCCCAGACCACCCCAUCGCGCUCCGCCGCUCGCACCUCCUUGCCCCCGCUCCAGACAGAUUAACCAACACCCCCACAACUCUCCGCAUAACCCGCGAGAACACGGUCUCUGGUCGCGACUUCAGCGUCCACCAACUACGCACCCAUGAAGAACUCUCCAGCCCAAGGCGCCACGCCCUCCUCUUUACCGUCUCCGGUCGCUUCUGGAGUAACUCCCAGCUACGCGAGAUCCGCGAUGCAAGCGGGCGUCCCUUGCUUGAACUGCGCCGCCUCUGGUGGAAAGGCCAGUGGUCCGUCCGUCGGGCAGGCGGGUCAGGAGAGGACUUACUCCUCGCAGAAAUGCGAUGGGGAAUAGGAAUGAAGAUGGGGAUACGAUUUGACAAUGCGCUGCUGCGCGGCGCAUGGGAUCGAGAAGAGAUUGCGGAGAUGAAUAUGACACUGAAUCGCAAUCGUAGCCACAAUCGCAGUCUCAGCCUUGGUAGUCCUUACAGUCGACGUGGUGAACUGCGCCAGUUAAGCGCCAGCCGUGCUCGUCGGCAACCGCAGCCGGAUCCUGUAUCGGGUGAUAGCUCUAAUCUGCCGAGUUAUGAGCAUGCGGAUCACGGAUCGCCGCCGCCGUAUAGUAUUGUUAUGGCUGAGGACCACGCGCAACAGAGUAGCAGUGGAAGUGGUGGGGGCGGAGGUAGCGGUGGGAGUGGGACUGAGAGUGACGAUUCCAUGUCAGAUGAGGAUGAGAAGGCGGGUAUGCACGAUUGCCCGCUUCCUUCGUAUGACUCUGUGCGACGCAUGCGCCGGUUCUCGAGUCAUUCGUUGCGGGAUCUGCUUGAUGCCAUUGAGCCACCUGGAGAGCCGGCCCCCGCGUCCUCGUCUUCCUUGUCAUCGCCCAGACCGCGCUCGGAAGGUGCCAUCGAUACCAAGGUAGAGCUCAAGCUCGUUCAGCAGAGUAGUACCUUUGCGGCGGUGAUGAUGGGGGAGAAGAGGAUCAUCCAUGUUCGUCGGGAGAAGGUUAUGGAUUAUAACAUGUCAGGGCCGGUCCCGAAAUGGGAGGUGGAGGUUGCCGAGGGGGUGGAUCUGUUGCUGGCGACAAGCAUUGUCCUCAUUUUGGCAGAGUCUGUGAAGCAUGAGUAUCGAAUGAGGACGAACUAG
This is a messenger RNA of Penicillium longicatenatum, 1167 nucleotides long. RefSeq lists its product as uncharacterized. Lineage: Eukaryota; Fungi; Ascomycota; Eurotiomycetes; Eurotiales; Aspergillaceae. The transcript is spliced from 2 exons. The coding region runs from base 1 to 1167 and encodes 388 amino acids. The record is from RefSeq and is a predicted model, not a curated record.